Messenger RNA from Colletotrichum truncatum, 2592 nucleotides. NCBI's taxonomy places the organism in Eukaryota, Fungi, Ascomycota, Sordariomycetes, Glomerellales, Glomerellaceae. The record is from RefSeq and is a predicted model, not a curated record.
AUGGCUUAUCGAGAUGCGGAAGACUGGCACAGGAGAACGUCCAGAAGGCACUACCCUCCCGGCCCGCUACCUGUCGCCGACUAUGAUUGGCGCUCCGGUGGUGAGACAACAUUCGAUUCGUUGGCGUACCGAAGACCCAAAGACUUAAUACAAGGAACCGAUGAGACAGCUUCGUCCCAUGAACGAAGCCGAAACUCAAGGAACAGCAGUGGUGCGUCUGUCACCGUCGUCGAGACGAUGCCCGUUCUGCCUAGAAACUCAACGACGGAAACCUACAGAAGGGGAAGGUUUCCAGUAGCAGCAUACGAAUAUGAUUCUUACGGAGAGGAGGAACCGCUUUCGGCCGGCCGGAGGAUGAGUCCAAGGCGUGCCCGAAGCCCGACGGCCGCUCAUCAUUCGAGACCCCGCCGAGUUUACCAAUCGAGGAGGUCAUCCACGUCCUCGCGGUCCCGCACCGAGCCCGAGACGGACAAAGAGUCGGAAACUAGUGUGUCGACCCAGGAAGAGAAGCGCCAAAGACGUCACGAGAGGGCCAGGAGGGAGAAGGAAAAGUAUGAGUUACGCACUCGUCGACCUGCGGUGGAGGAGCGGCAUCGGCCGUCGGGUGAGAAGAAGCCAAAGCGGCGCAGGAAGAUAAGGGAGAUUGUAUAUGUAGAGGAGGACGACGAUGAUGAAUCAACUGAGCCUGCACCGCGGCAGUCUCUUGAUGAACGCAGUAGAUCCCUUGCCCGACACCAUUCUCGGCUGUCCCGCUCGGCUUCUGAGAGGCACCAGUCAAGACAGCGCUCCUACAGCCCCAUUAGGAAGGCCAGUCAUCAUCGUCCGUCCCCGAAGACGUACGAGGUCGUCUCAAAGCCUCUAAACUCCUCUAAAAGGUUGGCAUAUGGAGUGCUCCCUUCUCAGGGUGAGUCUGACAUUGUGUUGAACAGACACCCUAGGACACGCUCCUCGGAGGUUGUGUACGCAGACUCCCGUGUCGCCCGUCGCCCCAAUAACAUUUCAGGGGCCGCAUCGCACGUUACAUCGCACAGCACGGCUUCCUCGAACAGACGUCCACCCAGUUUCUUGGGCCAUAUGAUCACCGGGAGUGCGCGAUCUCACUCGCCCGAGAAGCCGCCCAAGACAAUCAACUGCGUUGCUUGCUUGGACGACUUUCGCCCUACGAAAAUCGCAAAGCUCAAAUGCGGCCAUCGCAUGUGUGAUUCGUGUCUGAAGAGACGUUUCAAACUCUCCGUCACUGACUCUCAAUCUAUGCCUCCCAAGUGCUGCACCUCAGACCUUAUACCACUCAAGUAUGUAGAGCGCUUAUUGUCAUCUGACUUCAAGAUGAAGUGGAACAAAAAGUAUUGGGAAUACACAACUCGUAAUCGUAUAUACUGUCCUUCGAGACGGUGUGGGGAGUGGAUUAGACCAGGGGAUAUCCACCGCAGAGGCGGCCGUAAAUGCGGAACAUGCAAGGCAUGCGGUAUUGAUGUUUGUUGCUCUUGCAAAGGCAAAUGGCAUUCAUCAAGGGCUUGUCCCGAUGACGAAGAUACCACCAGAUUCCUGGAGCAGGCCAAAGAAGCCGGAUGGCAACGAUGCUACAAGUGCAGCCACAUGGUUGAGCUUGAGGAGGGCUGCAACCACAUGACAUGUCGUUGCGGAGCACAAUUUUGUAUGAUUUGCGGCGUAAAGUGGAAGAACUGCGAAUGCCCGUGGUUCAACUAUGAUAACCCCGAGGCGAACCGACUCCAUGACAUGCAAGUUCCUGUCGCAAUACAGCGAAUGGAGACACUAGAUUUAAACACGACGACGCGAAACAUCCGACCGAUAGUGGAAGCGGAGCGGCCUCCUCGGUCUCGUUCACAAGAUUACGACGACAGGCUGGUCCGGAGGUUUCAGGAUAACCGUGAUGAAGACAAUACGCGACGGUUUUCGAGCUAUGACGACAAUGUUUUAGACAGAGGGUACGGGGAUGUUGUCGGUAUGGGGAACACGGCAGGGCAUUUUAUAAAUGAUGACUAUCGCAGAGACGUAGACGACGUAUUCGGAUCCGGGCCGCCCGUGCCCCCGGCCCCAACGCCACCAGCAGCAUUCGAACGACCCACGCCAACGGACUACAUGUCGGGGGUCAAUCGUGCACGAGGCCUUCCACAGGACUCGAUGGGUCAGCGGUUGGCUGAGCGUUUCUCGGAGUAUCGAACCAGCCCGGGCGGUCCACGUACGGGCAUGGCGCCGACCUCGCCGCAUGCAGUUCCUGUUCUCGGUUCGAUGACGGCUCCUCCCAUGGGACCUCCUCCCCCCAUGCCGGCCCCCAUGGGAAUGGGACCUCCGCCACCAAUCCCCAUGCUGCGGCGACACACGAUGGAGGAGGAGUUGUACAACAGUGCCAGGACGACGCGACCGUCGGAGAGAGUGGUUCCAGGGCGGAUGAUCCACGAUUAUGAGAGAGAAGCAGCGGUGCAUGCUCCCCACGCCCGAAGGCGCCCGUACACAGAACCCAAAUCCUCCACACUCGCCGGCCUCACAGGCCCGGGGCGCGGCAUGAACAGGGUAUUCGAGUGGCGGAACCAUGUCCAGCCAGGUGCACCCGAGGAGAGUGCUCGGGCCUAG